UUCAGCAGGGUCUCUCCUGGUCUCCAACAUGGCUGGUACUAAGUUUGUUCCGGAGGGGCGAGCGAGUGUUUACAGCUUUGUCCUGGGUCUCGGUGCGGUCUGCAUCCCGCUGCUGUCCGCUGCCGGCUCAGACAUUGCGUGGGUACAGACCCUACUCCCCGGAAUACGCACUAAAAUAGCAAUCGCUGUGUAUGUCGCGUCGGUGAAUGGACUGUUGCUAGUCCUGUACAAGGGACCGGUCUACCAGGUUGCAGUGCGAGCCUGCUUCCUGGGGUUUGCCUUCGGCUGUGGUCUGCUGGUGAGCUUCAGCAAGACAUCGUGGGGACCCUUCGGCUGGUACAUGUGCUCGCUGUCUUUCUUUCACUACUCGGAGUACCUGGUGACAGCGAUCAUCAACCCGCGCAGCCUCUCCCUCGACUCCUUCCUCCUCAACCACAGCCUGGAGUACAAAGUGGCAGCCGUGUCGUCCUGGGUGGAGUUCACUGUGGAGAAACUGCUCUUCCCAGAGCUGAAGCCUCUUGCCUGGCUCAGCGCGCUGGGGCUGCUCAUGGUGCUGAUCGGGGAGUGCCUGCGCAAGUCUGCCAUGCUCACCGCCGGCUCCAACUUCAACCACAUCGUCCAGAAUGAGAAGGCGCAGAGCCACGUGCUGGUGACCGCCGGAGUCUACUCCUGGUUCAGGCACCCCUCCUACGUGGGCUGGUUCUACUGGAGCAUCGGCACGCAGGUGCUGCUGUGUAACCCGCUGUGCGUGCUGGGAUACGCCCUGGCCUCCUGGAGGUUCUUCCGGGAGCGCAUCGAGGAAGAGGAGAUCACGCUCAUCCACUUCUUCGGAGAGGACUAUCUGGAGUAUAAGAGCAAGGUCCCCACGGGCCUGCCCUUCAUCACAGGAAUCAAGAUGGAGCCCUAAACACAGAACCCCCCCCCCCCACCUCCCACCCGCUCACCCGACCCCGCAUACCCCACCCCUGCAUCCUAAACAAACCGCCCUCCUCACCUUCACUCCCCUGGGGACGCACACCUCACCGAAGGCUUCUGAAGUGCGUAAUGAAUUUCAGUUGAAGGGGUGGGGGAAGGCACUGACUGGGAGGUUUGGUGACCUCCUCAGGGAAGGGUCAGUUAAAACCCCUUUUUUGCCUCUGGGAUCCCCUGUCACUGAAGGCUGCAGAGUGCGCAUCAGGACUCGUCCCUUUACUUCAUCUCAGAGCACGGUCGCCAGUGGCAGCUGGGUUUGCUUUGGUUGCUUUGCCGGUUAUUCGUUGUCUUGUUGUUGCUUGGUUUCUGGACAGGGAGCUUUGUUGAAUGAACUGCAGGUCGAGGGGGUUAAUGAUUUGGGGAAUAAAUCUACAAGGGCUCAGUGGAGUUGAGAGGCGGUGUUUGAAUCGUGGUCCAUGGCAGAGAGUCUCUUCACAUGUCCACAGCUCUGCGUUGAGUACUGUGUUCAGCUGUUGUGUUUUGAGAAAGCCCAAAGCUUGCUUACAAAAUGUUCCACCCAACACACACACAGAGACAGACAGACACAGACAGACACAGACACACACACAGAGACAGACAGACACACACACAGAGACAGACAGACACAGAGACACACACAGACACACACAGACAGACACACACACAGGCACAGAGACAGACACACAGACACAGACAGACACAGACACACACACAGAGACAGACAGACACACACACAGAGACAGACAGACAGACAGACAGAGUAUUUCUUAUACCUGAUAAUGUCCCCAUUUUGGCUGACAGUAAUGUUCUCUCUUGCUGUAUUAUUUAUUUUGAUUAAAAUAAGGCAGGAACCCAGGCCUGUGGGGAUGUUUUGUAGCUUCUUGUUUUAUUGUUUAGUAAAAGCUCGCUUCAAAAGGAGUUUGUGUUCAAACCAAAUCAGCUUGCUUGAAGAAAUGCAAACUCUUAUUUUUAUUUUUCUUUGCAGUGUAACCUGCACGACCACAAUGCAAACCUUUGUCAUGGACUCAGAAUGUGCAACACUUUAAGAACAGACGACCAGUUUGUUGGAGAUGUUUUUUAAUGAAUCAGGUUUUGAAAAGCCAUCUGUUGCGUACAGCGUUCCUCCCAGUGUUAAUACAUUGCAAAGUGUCACGUGUCAUUCAUCAUUUAAAAACCCAGGUGUGAUUGUAAAUAUUGACUGUAUUGGGAAGAGUUAAAUUAUCCUUUUCUAUUGUAUUUUAAUAUAAUUAAGAGAUCCAGACUCUGGCGGAGGAGGGGAUAUGCAAAUAAAGUGCUUGCAUUACUAAAUUCUUUUUUUUUUUUUUUCUUUGAGCAUUCCUAGUUUUCACAAUUGGCCGAAACCCCUUUUCAAGUCCCUGUGUUCCAGGGAUGGAAAUAAGACUCCCGUUGCAUAGCAGUUUGAUCCAUUCCUGGCUUCACAUUAAAUUCUUCAUAUAAUUAUUAAUGACCACAGACCCUGGACUGCAAUUGAAACUGAAACAGGUUGGAAUGAAAACCUGGACCGGAAUCUGGUUUUGGUGCCGGAUGCGGAGUUUGUGCUGUAGAGCAAUGUUUCUCAAUCCUGGUCCUCGGGGGGACCUCCAUGUAUUCUGGUUUUCAUUCCAAUUGAGCUCUCAGUUACUUAACUAAACCUUUAACUAACAAUUAGCUCAGUUGUUUUCAGCUCUUAUAAAGAGUUGGAGAUUUCAAGUUAACUGUAACAUCGUAGAAAUAACUUAAUCUGCAACGUGUUAGGAUCUGAGAACAGUUAAAAAGAUCGAAUUAAGCUAAUUGUUAGUUCAGUUGAGGCUUUAGUUAAGUAAUCCAGAGCUCAGUUGGAAUGAGAAGAGGGGGUUCGAGGCCGUGGUUGAGAGUCACUGCUGUAGAGUGUGCUGGUGUCUGCCUGCCUGCCUGCCUGUCUGUGUGUUUAUGUAUAUGGUUUGGUAUUGAAACAGAUUUGCAUGCUCCAGUGCAUGUGCGGGACAGGAACCACUGGUUCAAGGGUGCCAUCUAGGGGCAGGGCAGUAUUUGUGAUUUCUGAAAAAGGCUUUAAUGUCACGGUCACUUUGAUUAAAUCCAAAUUUGAAGAACA
Messenger RNA from Acipenser ruthenus (sterlet), 3043 nucleotides. RefSeq names its product protein-S-isoprenylcysteine O-methyltransferase-like. NCBI's taxonomy places the organism in Eukaryota, Metazoa, Chordata, Actinopteri, Acipenseriformes, Acipenseridae. Bases 29 to 907 code for a protein of 292 amino acids. Gene Ontology annotation, cellular component: membrane; endoplasmic reticulum. Gene Ontology annotation, biological process: C-terminal protein methylation. The transcript has 5 exons. Gene Ontology annotation, molecular function: protein C-terminal S-isoprenylcysteine carboxyl O-methyltransferase activity. The record is from RefSeq and is a predicted model, not a curated record.